Molecule: messenger RNA, 1773 nt
Organism: Haliotis rufescens (red abalone)
Lineage: Eukaryota; Metazoa; Mollusca; Gastropoda; Lepetellida; Haliotidae
Exons: 6
Coding region: 85-1713 (542 amino acids)
Molecular function (GO): oxidoreductase activity; FAD binding
Source: RefSeq, a predicted model, not a curated record
AUUGUUUGGACUCUAAGAAGUAGGUUGGACAAUAUUCGACGCCGAAGAAAUUCUUAAAGGAAAUCGACUAACGAAGGGGACAGGAUGGCGACUCUUGUUGCUUCGCUGUUCUUGGUGUGCCUUCUGACUGGAUCCACCACGGCUGCCAGUGGCCAUACCUCUGAUUUCUGCUAUCCUGGUAUGGGUUGCUUCCCUUCUCAGGAAGAGAUUAUUAAAGUGGCAGUUUCCCUGGAAGACGGUUUUGAUGCGCUCCUGUGGCCCGGCUCCCCACGUUAUGGCAACAUCACCAUCAUGAAAGAUAUCAUAUACACGAGGUUCCCAGCCUAUAUAUAUCUCGUGAGGUCAGUCGAAGAUGUCCAGAAGGUGAUGCUGUUUGCCCGGAAGUACGACCUCAGAGUGACCAUUCAGUCGUCUGGCCACGACUACAUCGGACGGUCAACGGGGGAUGGUAGCAUCAUGAUCAAUCUCAGCAGGAUGCAAAGGAUCGACAUAAACCUAAAUUCUCUCUUGAACGCUGACGGUACCAUCAGAUCAGAGAGUGGAAACAAUUGGGCAAGGGUCUAUGAAGAGGUGAAUAAGCAGGGUCGUGUUGUUGUCGGUGGGAGUGCCCACACGGUUGCCAUGGGAGGGUACACCUUGGGUGGAGGUCAUAGUCCCAUGUCAAGGUCACUCGGUCUUGCAGUGGACAACCUUUUAGAGGUUACUAUGGUAACAGCAGAUGGUUCUAUCGUCAAUGCGUCCGCAUCUGGGACAGUAAAAGUGGCCCCUGAUGGAUCUGUGACACACUCUGCCGACCCUGACUUGUUCUGGUCUCUAAGGGGAGGGGGAGGAGGAACGUUCGGCGUCGUGACCAGCUUUGUCUACAAACUCCAUAAACCACCAUCAGCAUUUGGACACAUGACGUGUGUGUUUCGAUUCCACAGGGAGAAUGACCAAGACAAAGCUAAAGACUUAAUCAAAUUCUACUUCGACCUUGCCAAGACCCUGCCCAAUGAAUGGGGAGGAUACUUUCUUGGAACCAAUGACUAUGCUGAUGUGACGUACCAGCAUGUGGAUUACAUUGUAUCAAUGCUACAUUAUGGCCCUUCCUCUCUUCCGUCUUUUGCCAAGAUCCAACCUUUGGUAGAUUAUCACCCAGAGUGGCAGUCAGUCAAGUGUUUUAAACAGGACUUUGCUUCAUUCUGGGACUACGAGGUAACCGCACAGGACGCCCUCUACACACGCGCCGCCCUCGUAACAUCACUGGUCAGAGCUGGCGACUUUGAUGACAACAUGGCUGCAACGAUACGCGACAUCGUGAUGGUGCCACCAACAAACACGUCCCUCGGCUCUUGCACAAACACCCUUAUCGGGGGUCACGUGAGCACCGUGGGCGACGAUGACACCUCUGUGAGCCCCAACUUCAGGGCAGCUCUUGCCUCCUUGUCCUGUGGUGUAGGCUGGGCGAAUAACCCAACUGAUGAUCCCGAGAACCUUGCCGCGGCCGACAAGCUGGAGAAGCGACUGCAUAGACUGGGCCAUGGUAUCUACCUGAAUGAGCCCCCCGCCCAGAUUGACAACUGGAAAAAUGACUUCUGGGGGCACCACUAUCCCCGGCUCCUUGCGACGAAGAAGACGUGGGACCCCAGCAACUUCCUCACGUGUCUCUACUGUGUAGGCUCCGACCUCGGCCGAAACUACGGCAACCACCGAGGAGCGCCUAUCAUUGGCUGACAUUAGUGUUCAGGUUUACGAUUAUUUGUACUAAGCAUUUAAUAAAAUACUUCUUUCGAA